This is a messenger RNA of Helianthus annuus (common sunflower), 1420 nucleotides long. RefSeq lists its product as uncharacterized. Gene Ontology annotation, biological process: microtubule cytoskeleton organization. The transcript is spliced from 6 exons. Gene Ontology annotation, molecular function: microtubule binding. Gene Ontology annotation, cellular component: cytoplasmic microtubule. The record is from RefSeq and is a predicted model, not a curated record. NCBI's taxonomy places the organism in Eukaryota, Viridiplantae, Streptophyta, Magnoliopsida, Asterales, Asteraceae. The coding region runs from base 230 to 1234 and encodes 334 amino acids.
AUCAAUAAAUCAAGGGCCAUUCCGAAACUUUCACCACCCAAUUAAAUCACCAUUCUGCAGUCAUCGGCGGUGACUUAUUAAUAUCCACCGUGUUCACCGCCCUAAGUCGGAAUAAUAACGCAUCUCCGCCGGUGAUAUCGCCGCCGUUACACCCUAAAUAUCACAUUUCUAGUGCAAUCUACUUCACUCCGAUCGUUUCGUUUCACUUUUUCUUCUAUUGAGCUGUGCAAUGACGUCUGAAACUGCUCUUAGAGAUCUCAAUUUGCUGCCUAAAUCUGAGAGGACAAAUGAGACGUCAAGUAAAGACAUCUUAGCUAAGCCGUAUGUUGAACCUAGCGAUGAAAAUGUUGGAGAAAAACAAAGGAAAAACACUGUUUCUUUGGUUGAACCGCCUGUGAAUGGAAGCGAGGUUGGACAUUCUGGCACAGAUGUGGUGGUUGCAGAAGUUGAAUACAUCGAAUCUGACAAAUUGAAUGAUCUAGAUGAUAUUGAUGAGUGUCUUAAGGUGCUUUUAGAUGGAUUAGGGUCUAAAGACUGGGUCUUGCUUUGUGAGACACUCAACAAUGUACGUCGCUUCUCAAUAUACCACAAGGAAGCAUUGCAAGAUAUAUUGGACAAUGUGAUUACCCUUGUUGUGAAAGCCCUGAAGAAUCCAAGAAGUGCUGUAUGUAAAACAGCCAUCAUGACAUGUGCAGACAUUUUCAAAGCAUUUGGGGAUACCAUAGUUGAUUCGUUGGAUCCUUUGUUGGUACAACUUCUUCUCAAGUCUUCUCAAGACAAGCGGUUUGUAUGUGAGGCUGCUGAAAAAGCUUUAAUAGAUUUGACAAUUUGGGUCUCCCCUGUUUUGCUGUUACCCAAGUUGCAACCUUACCUUAAGAACCGCAAUCCCCGUAUUCGUGCAAAGGCUUCAAUGUGCGUUUCUCGUAGUGUACCACGAUUGGGUACCGAAGGAAUCAAAGAUUACGGGAUUGACAAAUUGACUCAAAUAGCUUCAUCCCAACUGAGUGACAAGCUCCCUGAGUCACGAGAGGCUGCUCGUUCUCUUCUGUUGGAGCUACAAACCUCGUAUGAAAAAUCUCCUGUUUUGGCACCCGAACAGGAAACACCUUCUGACGAACCUCUGGUAUAUUCUUGGGAGCAAUUCUGCGAAUCUAAUCUUCCAAAAUUAAGUGCUCAAGCCGUUCUUCGUGUCACUAGCAGCAUUACUCAAGAGGCUCCUGUUUCAGGCUUGUAACACCAAAAAAGCAUACACCAUCUGUUACUCUAUGUAUGAUGAUUUUUUCCCUAUCCAUUUACUUGUAAAUGCUUUUGCAUUAAAUUUGAAAAGGUGAUUGAAAUAUGUAGUUGCAAUAUGUGUCCUAAACAUUCUCACAGCCAUUGUUGUUUGAUUUUGAAAUGCAUAUUAUACGGUUCUAUGUGA